Fusarium verticillioides 7600 is the source of this 879-nucleotide messenger RNA. RefSeq lists its product as hypothetical. Lineage: Eukaryota; Fungi; Ascomycota; Sordariomycetes; Hypocreales; Nectriaceae. Bases 1 to 879 code for a protein of 292 amino acids. The transcript is spliced from 3 exons. The record is from RefSeq and is a predicted model, not a curated record.
AUGGCUCCCAUCACUGCUAUCAUCGACAAGACCAAUGCCAAUGAUAGCGUCAUAAAGCUCUUCUACGCUACGGGGAAAGCUCAGCUUGGCCUUUCUCUUUGGUCGGGCACAAAGGAUGCAGACCCUGAAGCCCCAAUCCAACCUCCCCAGGAAGUCGGGAAUGGCCAGUACAUCCUCAACCCAUCUCAGAUGGCGAGUAUCAACUUCCAGGGUGUAGAGAGAGUCUUUACUCUUACAACAGAGAACCCGUUCAAAGUCACCCCACAAGACAUUCACAAUAUCUCAGAGAUUUCCGAGUCAAAGCAAAAGACCCUGGCUAGCGUGCCAAUUGGCAACACCACGCUCGCUGCCUGUAGAAACGAAGACAAUGCCUGGGUCUACUACAGCAAUACCUACUUUAGUGGGAGAUGCUUUAUGGAAUACAACCUCCAGACUUCACAGAGAACUGAACUUGCAGGCACCUUUGGUCUCUGGAUCAACUCCUUCGCCGCUGCUUAUUACGAUCCCGCCACUGAUAAGCGAUGCCUUAUCUACGAGACAAGCUCCCUUGUAGAGUUUGUCGUCGGCAGUGACCAACCUGCCUCAGCAAUACAGCAAGCAUCUGACAUGCAACGAAAUACGCCAGUGGGCGUUGUAUUUGAGAACGGCAAGGUCUUUCUUUACUACUGCGGGAGAGGUGAUUCUGGCGGCAUUCGGCGAACUAUCAAAACGGAAAAUGGGUGGCAGAAUUCUACGCUUAUUGACAGUCGUACUAUUUCGCAGGAUAGCCAGCUUACUGUGGUGCGGGCUAAUGGUAUUAACCAUUUGUUCUUUGUGGCUAGAGAUCAGACUGAGGAUGAGGAAGAAUACUUUGUACACUAUCCCGAUGAGAUUAGUUAG